Molecule: messenger RNA, 1500 nt
Organism: Magnolia sinica
Lineage: Eukaryota; Viridiplantae; Streptophyta; Magnoliopsida; Magnoliales; Magnoliaceae
Product: putative disease resistance protein RGA1
Exons: 1
Coding region: 1-1500 (499 amino acids)
Source: RefSeq, a predicted model, not a curated record
AUGGUAGAAUUAAAGUUCCUUCAGACCUUGCCAAUAUUCAUAGUUGGUAAGGAUAGUGGAUGUGGUAUAAGAGAGCUGCAAGGUCUAAACCUUGGAGGAGAAUUGACUAUUCAAAACCUCGAGAAUGUGAUGUGUGCAGCAGAUGCCCAGGAAGCAAACUUGAAGGAUAAGCCGAACCUUUGUGCGUUAUGCUUUUCAUGGGGUCAGGAUAUUGAUCUUCAGUUGGAAGGAAAUGUCGAGCAAACCCUUGAAGGUCUCCGACCACAUCAAAAUCUCAAAAGGUUGACUGUGGAAGAGUACAUGGGUGUCAGAUUUCCGCAUUGGAUGAGCUCUUCAUUGCUUCCGAAUCUGAUUGAAGUUUCACUGAUUAAUUGCAGAAGAUGCGAACAGCUCCCCCCGCUCAGCCACUUACCAUUCCUGCAGGUUCUUGUGAUACGUGGAAUGGAUGCUGUGAAGUCUAUUGGAAAGCAUUUCUAUGGCGACGAUGUCACAGAGGCAUUCCCAUCAUUGAAACGACUCACCAUCCAAGAUAUGCCUAAUUUAGAGGCGUGGUCAGGAUCUAAUGGAAGAGUACUCCCCUGCCUUAACCGAUUAAAUGUCUGGGGAUGUCCAAAGUUAACAACACUUCCAUGCCUUCCAUCUCUAAAAGAAUUGGAAUUGAAGGAUGGUAAUGAGAUGUUGUUAGGUUCAGUGGCAAACCUUGCUGCUCUAGAGUAUCUGUGUAUUUCGAGCUGCAGUAUGUUGGUAUCUUUGCCAGAGGAGUUACAAAACCUCACCUCUCUCCGUCAGCUGUGGAUUAACUGGUGCAAUGGUCUAACGUCAUUGAGACUACAAGGCUUGAGCUCUCUUCGAAAACUAGUCAUCCAGGGGUGUCACAGCUUAACGAGUUUGAUAGGGGGACUGCGACACCUCACUGCCUUACAUUCCUUGGCCAUUAAUUAUUGUCUGGAGCUGGAAUAUUUACCAGAGGGUAUGCAACACCUUACUUCCCUUCAACGACUCACCAUAUGGAACUGUCAGAAGUUGACAUGUUUGCCGGAAGGGCUACGACAUGUCACAACACUGGAAGCUCUAUCAAUCGAUGGAACGACUCCGCCGGAGUGGAUAGGAAACCUGUCCUCGCUUCGACGUUUGCAGAUUAACGGUUGUGAUAAAUUGACGUGUUUACCAUCAGGGUUGCAACUCCUAACAAACCUCCAACAGCUACAAAUCUGGGGUUGGCCAUGUCUAACAGCUCUGCCGGAGUGGAUAGCAAACCUCUCCUCGCUUCGAUAUUUGGAAAUUGAAUAUUGUCGUAAAUUGGAGUGUUUGCCAUCGGGGUUGCAACUCCUAACAAAUCUGGAACGUCUAAAAAUCCGAGGAUGUCCCCAAUUAGAGAAGCAAUGCGAGAAGGAGAAAGGCGAGGAUUGGCACUACAUAUCACACAUCCCAUACAUUGAAAUUGAAUAUACCAAAUCUCAAUCCCGGAGAGGAGGCGAAUGCUGUGGACGUCUGCUGUAG